AUGGCCGAAUUCCCAGGAACUCCUCCAUUCCCAACAUCACCUACAGACUCUUGGCCAGAAGAAAUUGACGAAAAUUGUCAUUAUCCUAUGGGGUCUAUUCCUCAGGGCCUUUGCCUGCUUAUCAAUAUAGCUCAUUUUAAAAGGCAUGAGGACAGGCCUGGAAGUAGCAUAGAUGCUGCUAGCAUUAAGGAUGUGUUUGAAAAUGUUCUCAACUUUAAAGUGACCAUGAUUGCAGAUCCAACUCUGCAGGAACUACACCAAGAACUGAUCAAAUUUUAUAAGAUUGACCAUUCGGCGUAUGAUGCAUUCUUUGUUGUUAUACUUAGUCAUGGUGAUUCUGGGAAUGUGAUCUAUACUUCUGAUAGUCAAUCAAUUAAAAUAAGUGAGAUCUCAGAUUAUUUCACAUCAAGAAUGUGCCCCACACUUGCCAACAAGCCUAAGGUUUUCAUUGUUCAAGCCUGCCGGGGUUCUAAGCAUAAUAAAACUGUCUCUACUGAUACUAAGUCAGGCGGUAGUGACCAGAUUGACUCCAGUACUCCUGAUAAAGUUGACUUUUUUUAUGCUUUUGCCACAAUCGAUGAAUACGAAGCUCUAAGACAUUUUAUUAACGGUAGCUGGUUUAUCAACGAAUUAGUUACUGUCAUCAGACGCUUUGCAAUAAAGUUCAAAAAAGUGAAUCUGGAAGAGCUGAUGAAGAAAGUCAAUCAAAGCUUAUCAAAAAAAAAAUACGAGGAUAGAAUGCAAGCUUGCGAAGUGACAUCUUCAAUCAGAAAGGAUAUUAUUCUCUCUGUCAAUUUCUCUUUUGCUUCACGAACUCAUUCAGAAACAAGUUCCAUGAUUUCAAGUGCCAGCUCAAGCGAAAUAAUGUUUAAUCAAAAGACUUUGCCCAAACGUGUAUCUUCUAGCCCCAGAAAUGCCAUGCACACUGAACUAGUUGCUACCUCAAUGUCUUCAACACCGAAUCAUUUUUACACAAGGUCAAGAGAGAGGCGGAGUUACUCACAUGGCUCUAAUAUCAGCUUACCGAUGGCAACUCCUUCAGCAACGAGUGAGCUAGUUGCAUCUACAUCUUUCAUUAGUUUAAGACACCAGUACAGUGAGAGCUCAUCUUAUUCUAUGUCAAGAUUUUCUUUUUCUUCCAGUCUGGCAUCGGAAUCAGAAAUCAAUCUUCAUUUUUUAUCAGGGUCCUUUAGUUAUAAAAAGCCAGGAUACUGUAUAGUCAUCAACAACAACCUCUCACAAUAUGGCCAUGGGAAAAUGGAAACAAUAAGAAAAGUAUUUUCAUAUCAGCUUGGAUUUCACGUACAAAUAUACAGUUCUCUAACUCGUAAAGGAAUUAAGCGCCUUCUGAAGACAGUAGCCACAAUUGAUCACUCUGACAUUCACUGUCUCAUUAUCGUUAUGUUAGGUAUAGGAAAAUCCAAAAAACUUGAGAUAUCUGAUAUAGUUACUCCUUUUAAAAGUGAUAAUAAUACCCCAAAAGUGUUUUUCUUCGAAACUAAUUUAAACGACAAAGGUUAUGCUUUCUUUUAUAAUGAACUUAUCUCACUAGAUAUACCUCACUCUUUCAUUUCUAUCAUCAACGAUAAAGUACAGAUGGAAGAAACCGUUCUACAGUACCUCUUGCAAACGAUAAAGAAUUCUAUAGUGGAUGUUGAUUUUCAAAGUAUAAUGAAAAGUUCACAGAAAGCUUUUAGUGUGCUUCAAAGUGAACAUAAUAUCAGGUUCAUUGAUAAUCUAAAAAACAGCCUCAUUCUGAAGCUAUUAAAAAGUGAAGCAAGGGAAAGAGAUGAAAAACAAGAGUCAGGACUUGUUGAUAGCAAUCAGAAACAGGUUGAAUUGAUUCUAGCUUUUAGACUUCUAGCUGUGAUAAGAGAAGAUACCAUUAGGCUGCUAAAAAUCAGCAGGGGAAAUAUAAUGCAGGUAUGCAAAUCCUUACACAUUUCAGAAGGAAUGCCACCUUCAUGGAAACAAGCUGGGACAGCUCUGGCAUUGCGGACAACACUAAGACUACCUGUUAUUCCUAGCGCUCGGGGAAAAUCACUUGCUGUUUCUGUAACAGACAGGCUUAUUUCAAUGGCUAAACUUAAGAAAGUGAAAGCUGCUAUUGAAGUGGAUAGACAAUUAAUGGAACAUGUUAAUGUACUAAUGGUGGAAUGUCAGUUGGUAACACCAAAUGAUGUCUUGAUCAUACCGCCAGAGUUAUUUGAGCUGAUAUCAAAUUGCAUCAAAUUUUAUAAGAUAUCAGAGGCCAAAGCAAUGCAGCAGCUUGAUGAGUACAUAGAAUCAUUACAUGAACAAUAUGCCAAAGUAAUAGACAAAGUUCAGGGGAUACACUAG
Molecule: messenger RNA, 2340 nt
Organism: Amphimedon queenslandica
Lineage: Eukaryota; Metazoa; Porifera; Demospongiae; Haplosclerida; Niphatidae
Exons: 5
Coding region: 1-2340 (779 amino acids)
Biological process (GO): proteolysis
Molecular function (GO): cysteine-type endopeptidase activity
Source: RefSeq, a predicted model, not a curated record